This is a messenger RNA of Chenopodium quinoa (quinoa), 4900 nucleotides long. Its product is annotated as exportin-4-like. Gene Ontology annotation, cellular component: cytoplasm; nuclear pore. The transcript has 33 exons. Gene Ontology annotation, biological process: protein export from nucleus. Bases 1042 to 4536 code for a protein of 1164 amino acids. Gene Ontology annotation, molecular function: nuclear export signal receptor activity. The record is from RefSeq and is a predicted model, not a curated record. Lineage: Eukaryota; Viridiplantae; Streptophyta; Magnoliopsida; Caryophyllales; Amaranthaceae.
GGCCUUUCUCGUUUCUCCUCCAAUGACAAUUCCUUUAUUCUUCCCCAUUUUUGGCUCAAUACACGACUAAUGUUGUUUACAAGCAAGUAACUUUGUUAAUUAGGGCAAAUUUUAAGCAUGCAAUUGCAUUACUGCGAACACAAACAUGAAUUCUGGGUUUUAGAUGGGUUUUGUUAGGGAAGAACAGAAGAAGAAGAGUACAGGAGAGAGAGAGAUGAGGGAAUUUACCUUUUCUUUCUUCUUUUUUUUUUUUUAAUUAUUUUUUUGGGUUAGUUAGUUUAAUUAUAUUAGAGUUAUUCGUGGCUUUGUUUGCAGGGAGCUGCGAGCGUGGGUGUCCAGGCCGCGGGCGCGGACAUGGUGAAUUGGAGCUUAUCUUUUGAACCUGUAGAAGGCUGGUCGCGCCCUUGGAGGGCUCUUCCCAGUCAUCCGCGUGCGCGGGUGUUCAGGCCGCAGGCGCGGACAGAGUGAAUUGGAGCUCAUCUUUUGAACUUGUAGAAGGCUGGUCGCGCCCUUGGAGAGGGCUCUCCCAAGUCAUCCGGGCGCGGCACACAAGGCCGCGGGCGCGGGUUUUCGUGGCUUUGUUUGCAGGUAGCCGCGGGCGCGGGUGUCCAGGCCACGGGCGCAGAAAGGGUGAACUGUGGUUUAAUCGGAGUAAUGACGUCAUAAGGUGAGUUAAAUCACCGAAAAGUGCAAUUGGGUAAUAAUCGGUCCUAUUUAGGUGAAUUAGGGGUACUAAUUAAAUUUUUUUUGUUUUAGGGGUAAUAAUUCACAAAGCCUGUUGUUGAAGUAUUAAUUAACAAAAUUUCCAAUUUUAAAUCACUUUCUAAAUACGACCACCACCACAAACCCCAAAACACUGAAAAAGCCAUCCGUCGAAGACGCAACCAACACUCGCCGGAAAUCGUCGUCUUAACACUUCGAGCUUCAAACACGGCCUACUGUUUCAAUUAUAGUACCACCGCACGGCCGUUAGAAGCGGCUCACUCUUCUUCUUUAAUUUCUUCAAUUUCUUUGCAAUCAUUGGUAUUCAAAUUUUGAAGUAUGCAAGGAGAUAAUGGCAAUGAUUUGGGUCGCCUUCAAUCUAUCAUGCGUACUAUUGAACUUGCUUGCAGUUCAAUUCAGAUGCAUGUAAAUCCUGCUGCCGCCGAGGCUACUAUUUUGUCACUCAGUCAAUCUCCUCAGCCAUAUCAAGCUUGCAAAUUUAUUCUUGAGAAUUCUCAAGUGGCAAAUGCAAGGUUUCAGGCUGCUGCUGCAAUUCGAGAUGCAGCUCUUAGGGAAUGGGGGAUUCUCACAUCUGUGGAUAAAGGAAGCUUGAUUAAUUUCUGUUUGUGCUUUGUCAUGCAGCAUGCAAGUUCGUCUGAAGGUUAUGUUCAAACAAAGGUUUCUUCUGUGGCUGCUCAGUUAUUAAAAAGAGGCUGGUUAGAGUUUGUGGCUUCUGAGAAGGAGGCAUUUCUAUUUCAGAUAAAGCAGGCAAUUACUGGCUGUCAUGGUGUGGAUGUUCAAUUCACUGGUAUAAAUUUCCUUGAAUCUCUGGUAUCUGAAUUUUCUCCUUCCACUUCAACUGCCAUGGGCCUUCCUAGAGAGUUCCAUGAGCAGUGCAGGAUGUCACUGGAGCUGGACUACCUGAAGAUUUUCUAUAGUUGGGCACAGGAAGCUGCUGCAAGUGUUACAAACAGAAUAGUGGAAUCUGAUUCCGAGGUCCCUGAAGUUAAAGUUUGCACAGCUUCCAUGCGUCUAAUGCUUCAAAUUUUGAAUUGGGACUUCCGUUACAGCUCCGAUGACAGUGCUAAAACGAAUGUAGAUGUCUUUUCUGUGAAAGCUAGAAAUGAUGCGGUCUUUUCUUGGCGGUCUGAAUGUGUUAUAGUACAGCCUGGUCCUUCAUGGCAGCAGAUCUUGCUUUCAAGUGGGCAUGUUAGCUGGGUUUUGAAUCUCUACGGAGCUUUGAGGCAUAAGUUCUCACUCAAAGGCUACUGGCUUGACUGUCCAAUUGCAGUUUCUGCUCGGAAGCUUAUUGUGCAACUUUGCUCUUUAACUGGAAAUAUAUUUCCAUCAGAUAAUGUUCAAAUGCGAGAACACCACCUAGUACAAUUGCUAUCUGGAAUCAUACAAUGGAUUCAUCCCCCAGAUGUUAUAUCAAGGGCAAUUGAAUCUGGGAAAAGUGAAAGUGAGUUUCUUGAUGGAUGCCGAGCAUUAUUGGCUGUAGCAACUGUAACAUCCCCAUUUAUGUAUGACCAACUCUUGAAAUCCAUAUGCCCUUUUGGAACAAUAAAUCUGUUAUCUGGCUUGAUGAGUGAAGUUGUUAAAGUACUUAUGUCGACUGGCACUGAUGAGGAAACAUGGGGUUGGGUAGCACGUGAUAUCUUGUUAGAUACUUGGACUGCAAUUCUUACGCCUUCUGGCAGUAGUGAUGGGGCUCCAUCGAUCCCAUUAGAAGGAAUUAGUGCGGCUGCCUCUCUGUUUGCAUUGAUUGUGGAGUCUGAACUGAAGACUGCCUCUGCAACAGCAUUCAAUGAUGAUGAUAGCAAUGAUUAUCUCCAGGCUUCAAUUUUUGGCAUGGAUGAAAGGUUGAAUUCUUAUGGUCUUAUUGCAAGGGCAUCAAUUGAGUAUUCAGUUCCUUUUCUUACAAAAGUCUUUUUGGAACGCCUCGCUCAACUUCAGCAGGUCAGAGGCAGAUCUGAUCCAACUGCAAUCUUGGAAGAAAUUUACUCUCUUUUACUCAUAACUGGACAAGUCCUAGCCGACGAGGGAGAAGGAGAGUUACCUUUGGUUCCAGAGGCCAUACAAACACACUUUUUGGAUAGUGUAGAAGGUGACAAGCAUCCAGUAGUCAUACUUUCCAGUUCCAUUUUACGUUUUGCUGAGCAGAGUAUUGAUCCAGAAGUUAGAGCAUCGAUUUUUAGCCCUCGUCUUAUGGAGGCAGUAAUAUGGUUCCUUGCCCGAUGGUCUCGUACGUAUCUGAUGUCACCUGAAGGUUGUGGGAAUAAUGCUAAUAUUCAUGUUCCGGAGCAGCUUCAGCAUUCUAAAAAAGUAUUGAUGGACUUUUUUGGAGAACUUAAUCAAGGAAAACUUGUCCUUGAUCUUGUUGUUCGAAUAUCCAUGACGACAUUGAUUUCUUAUCCAGGGGAGAAGGAUUUGCAGGAGCUUACCUGUCGCCAUCUACUCAAUGGACUAGUUGGGUAUCGGGAUAUUGGUGCCCACCUUGUUUAUUUGGAUUCAUGGCGUGAGUUGGCAAAAUGUUUUGUCAAUGAAAGAAAUUUGUUCUCACUGAGUGCUCCUCACCAACGAUCCCUUGCACGAACUCUUGUUCUUUCGGCUUCUGCACUGAGAGAUCUUGAGACAUCAAAUCAGUAUGUUCGAGAUCUCAUGAAUCAUAUGACGGCUUAUCUUCUGGAUUUGUCGGGAAAACAUGAUAUCAAGAAUGUCUCUCAGCAACCAGAGACUAUCAUGGUGGUGUGUUGCUUACUGGAGCGGCUACGUGGAUCUGCUAGUGCCUCAGAACCUCGGACACAAAGGGCAAUUUAUGAGAUGGGAGUUUCUGUAAUGGAUUCUAUUAUAAAACUUCUUGAAGUUUACAAGAAUGAGCCUGCAGUUGUCUAUUUGCUGCUCAAAUUUGUUGUCCAGUGGGUAAGUGGCCAAAUUAGUUACCUGGAGGCUCAAGAAACUGCUACUCUCAUCAACUUCUGUAUGCGUUUGCUUCAGAUAUACUCCUCCCACAACAUUGGCAAGAUUUCCAUUAGUCAUUCAAAGACCUUAGCCAGCGAAGCAAAUACUGAGAAAUAUAAGGAUCUGCGUGCUUUAAUUCAGCUACUUGCAAGCCUCUGCACAAAAGAUCUGAUUGACUUCUCAACUGACUCUGUCCAGUCAGAGGCUAUAAGCAUUGCUCAGGUUGUCUUUGUUGGUCUCCACAUAAUCACUCCUUUGAUAUCUAUUGACCUUUUGAAGUACCCUAAAUUAUGUCAUGAUUACUUCUCAUUGAUGUCACACAUGUUGGAGGUUUAUCCAGAAAUGGUUGGUCAACUUAAUGCAGAAGCUUUGGCGCAUAUAAUUGGAACCUUGGACUUUGGCAUUCGCCAUCAGGAUUCUGAAAUUUUUUACAAGUGCCUGAGAGCUUUGAAAGCCCUUGCUUCAUUUCAUUAUAAAGAAACUAUUGCUGGAAACGUGGGUCUAGGCUCACAUGCUGCUAGUGGUGUCAAGGAUACGGGGGAGAAUGUUCAGGAAGGAAUUUUGAGUCGCUUCCUUCCUUCCCUGCUGCAGUUACUUCUGUUUGAGGAUUACAGCACUGACUUGGUGAGUGCAGCAGCAGAUGCUCUCCUUCCUUUAAUUCUUUGUGAGCCAAGUCUAUAUCAGCGGUUAUGCAGUGAGCUGAUAGAUAAACAAACAAAUCCAGCGUUCCAGACCAGACUAACAAAUGCAUUACAUGCUCUUACUAGCUCUAACCAGCUUUCUUCCACACUGGAUCGUAUUAAUCACCAAAGGUUCAGAAAAAAUCUUCUUGAAUUCUUGGUUGAAGUCCGUGGCUUUCUGCGAAUGGUAUGACAUAAAUUUUCGAGGAAGCACAAUCUUUUUGAUUUUUUGAGGGGGGGGAUUGUUGAGAAGCAUCCAUAAGGUGGAAGAUUUCAUUUUUUUUGGUCUCUUCAAUAGCUGCUGUAUAUAUGCCUAUCAUCUUCACCCAUUAACACAGGUUGGUUAAAUAUUAUACAACAUACUAGUAAGCUUUAAAUAUAGUGAUUAGGAAAUUUUUUUAGAAAAUUUAUAUCAAAUAUUGUCCAUUCUAUUUAGAUGAAGGCCCUUUGUUUUCUUUUUCUUUCAUUGAGGCCUUGAAGAUAGGAGGCAGAUUAGCUGUCAUCUACAUUGUAAACAGUUUUCAAGUCGCUUAAUAACUGUUUGUUUGGCUGAUUAA